Messenger RNA from Exophiala aquamarina CBS 119918, 4008 nucleotides. RefSeq lists its product as uncharacterized. Bases 1 to 4008 code for a protein of 1335 amino acids. NCBI's taxonomy places the organism in Eukaryota, Fungi, Ascomycota, Eurotiomycetes, Chaetothyriales, Herpotrichiellaceae. The record is from RefSeq and is a predicted model, not a curated record. The transcript is spliced from 2 exons.
AUGCCCGAUCUCAAUGUCAAGAUUGGGCAAACCAUCGAGACCCAAGAUAAAAAGCAAGGAAUCGUUCGGUACAUAGGCCCGUUGCACAUCGCUGCGGGAGAGUGGCUCGGACUUGAGCUUCCAGAGAACUCUGGAAAGAAUGAUGGCUCAGUGAAAGGAGAGCGCUACUUUCAGUGCACGCCUGGGUAUGGCAUCUUUGUUCGAAAGGAGUCGGCAGCUAGGAUUGUGAAGCAACAACCACAAGCUUCCAAGCCGCCUGGGCAACCCAUGUCAAAUGGCGCUACAGCAAAAUCACGAUCCUCAAGCGUAGUUCCAGCCGAUGUAGCAAGAAAGAGACAGAGCAUGAUGAGCGCAGGCUCUGGGUCGACAGUUGGGUCACGGUUGUCACUAAGAUCUCCUACAAAAUCCCCAACAAAGCCCACCCAGUCUGCUGCCAGCUCAUCCACCUCGACACCACGAACCGGCACGCCUGCAACCACCGCACGAACAUCGGAUUCCAGUACCAAGUCUCGCUCCAGUAUAACUGGCAGGCCCCUGAUGGGGCCUCCUGCAUCAACUUCUAGGACGACUACUACAACAGCUACAAACAGACAGUCACUUGGCGUUGCACCUAAACCGACGAUCACCAGACCAACAUCUAUGCCCCCUCGGCAGUCGACAGCAGGUACGAGGCUGUCAAUGUCGUCCAAAACCUUGGCUAGACCUGAAAAGAAUGAUCAACGUCCUGCCGUGGCUAUCGACCAGCACUCUCCACCCAUUGAAGAAGAGGAGGCUGUGACACAGGAAAUUCACCAUGCCGAAGAUGAUCCCCAUCAAGGAUCACCAGUUGGCCAUGACACCACAUCACCUGUCCUGUCCCCUCGCCCGCACUCGAUUGCAGUCCCUCGAAACGCCCCACCGAGCACUAUCCAUGAGGACCGAUCACGACAGGCUCAGGUGAUCAAACAGCUGGAGACUAAGAUUCGCGCAUUGCAGAAGCAGAAACAAGAGGACCAAAGUCAACUUGAGAAUAUUCAGGAUCUCCAGAACCAGACAGCAAGAUACGAAGGUAUCAUCCAGACUCUACAGAAGAAACUCAAGACAAAUCAACAAGAAAUUAUUGAAUUGAAGGCCAAGUAUGAGGAUGCCGAGGAUCGUGCUUCUAAACUUGCAGAGCCAAGUGCUGAACAUGAGUCCGAGCUGGAGCUUGCGACUCUCGACAAAGAAAUGGCCGAGGAACGUGCAAUGAUGUUCGAGACCGAGCUGGAAGCAUUAAAAUCAAAGCACGAAGAGCUGGAACUCGAAGUUGACAUUCUCAGGGAAGAAAAUCGGGAGUUGACGUCUGUCAUGACUCCGGAAGAAAGAGCUGGUUCGGGCUGGCUUCAGAUGGAACGCGAAACAGAACGGUUGAGACAGGCCUUGGUCAUGCUAAGGGAUAUGUCGCACCAAAAUGAAAACGAUUUGAAAAGCGAGAUCAAAGAAUUGCAGGAGACGUUGGACGAGUUGGAACAAGUCGCCUCGAAAUAUGAGGAUACUGCAACCAAACUCGGCCGCGCCGAAGAGACCAAUACGCACCUAAGAGAGCAAUUGGACGCACUUGAGACUAAUGAUGAGAUCCUGGAAGUGAUGGGAGCCGAGAGAGACCAGAACCGAAACUCAAUCGAAAAUCUCAAACGCCAGAUCCAGGACCUUGAGGAACACAUUCAAGUUACAGAUGAGCUCGAGGCAUUCCAUGUCGAGGAGGAGAAGCGACUCCAUCACCAGCUGGAUGAAAGCGAAGCAUUGCUGAAUGAGAGACUGCGGCGAACAACAGAGCAGGACAAGACAAUCGAAGAUCUUGAAUAUACCCUCAACAAAUUCAGAGAUGUGGUGCAAGGAUUGCAAAACGAUAUCGACGAACUUCGCCGAUCCCGUGACAUUAGUGAGCUCGAGGCUCAUGAGAUGAGCAGCAAGUCGAGAGCAAUGAUGGACCUCAAUCUCAAACUCCAGAAUUCCGCCGCCAAAAGCCAGUUGAAGGCGAUUGACUUGGAGCUCGGAAAAAUGCGUGCAGAGCAGGCCAGCUUACAUUUGGAAAUCGUUCAGCUCUUCAUCCCCGAUACAUUCGAGAUGGACAAACAGCCCAUCGUUGCUCUCCUGUGCUUUAAGAGGAUAAAGGCUAAGGCGCUACUGAGCAAGAAUAUCCUUGGCGAGAGGAUCCGGGAGAGGCCUGAACUUGUUCAGGAUGGCGUUUCGACGGUCUUCGCGGUCAUGGAGAAGAUGAAUUACAUUGCGAAUGUCUGUGAACGGUUUGUCCAGCACAUGUCAUCGUGCUCCGCUGAAAAUUUCAUGAAAUUCGGUGGAGCUCCCUUCGAAUUGGAGCCUGUUGAACAAGCAAUAACAAGCUGGGUUGAAGCAUUGCGCCGCGAUGAGCUCGCUCCCGAUGGAGCCGAACACCUUCAUCGCAUGGCGGGUAUACUGGUUGACAUGGCAGAGAAACUCAUCCUCGAAACUCAGGAGUCCAAGUCCACCGAACUCCUGGCUUCGAUGUCCAUGAUCGAGUGUUACACUGACACAAUAGGCAGCCAAGCUCAGUUGUUAAGCAAAGCCGUACAGACAAGAUUGGGACCAUCCGAAAAUGAAGACGACCCUUCUAUUGUAUUCGAGAAGAAGAUGGAUCAACUCGGUGUUAAAGCAAGGACGAUGAAGUAUGUGUCCAGUAAAAUUAUUCAGUCACUCAGUGACCUUCGAACAAGGUCAAUGUCACCCGGUGAAGCGAGCUGGGGCUUAUUUUCCGAAGCUGAGCAGCUUUCUGAGAAGUUAGCCCGCCUAGUGCGAGGAAUAAGCCAGGCAGUUAUUGAGGACCUGAACAAGCCUGACCACGAUGAGCAACUUUCUUAUUCUACUGUUGUAGAAUUGAUGGCGACCGCAGCAGUGCCAAUGCUCCAGAGGGAUGAAAGCGAGUCUGGCACCUCGGAGGACAUCUUCAGCAUCCUAGCCAAACACCUGCAGGUUCUUCAGACCAGGGUGGAUGACUUGUACAGCAGAUCAAGCGAUGUCAACAACGCUGUUGAAUUUGAGAAGCUCGCCGCACCAUGGAUCGCUCGGGCGAAAGAAGUGAAGUCUCAGAAGAUCUUGUCGCAAGCUCUGCAGGAAGAGAUGGCGCGUAUGAGAUCAAGAAUUCAAGAGCAGACCAUCAGAGUGAGUGAGAGAGAUAAACAAAUCGAGGAACAGCAGGUCAAGAUUGAGCUUCUAGAGUCAAGAGCCAAAGAAACCAAAGCCAAGGACGAUGGAGUCAAAGCAAUGAAAGUGGAAAUUGAAAAUCUUCAAUCAGAAAAACAGCAUGCAAAUGAGAGUCUACAGAAGCUGGAAGCCGAAUACAACACCUUGCUCAAGAGUCAGCAAGAUUCCAGAAUCGAGUUGGAAGCCAUCAAGCAGAGCAAGCUCUCCGAUGGGCAGAGUCUUGCACUCGGAGUGGCAGAUGAAUCGCUGUCGCUCCGUCUAAAGGCUGAAGCAGAUCUAUUGAAAGUCGAACUUGCCAGUUUGGAGGCGGCAGUCCGAUUUGUGAAAGCUGAAAAUCAGCGCUUACGCCUCCCAGUUACCGAAGCAGGCGUGACUGCGAUCAGCAAUUCAUGGCUUGAUCCAGACAAACUCAAGCCAGCCAAAGACACAAGCCAAGUUCAGGAGAUGCGUUCUGAUUCGAAGCAGAUAUUCACGGAGCUGAUCCACAUGGCGAAACAGGCGAAACCUGUGAAACUGAAGGCGAAAUCUAUCUAUGCUACAGAAGCCAAGGGACACAUGUCUUGGUGGAGACCGGAGUCGGACACCACGCUUUAUCAAUUACUGCGGCAAAAAGAAGAUCUCGAGCGAUGGAAUCAAGCAAAAACCGAUGUGGUGAAGCGAGCAAGACUGAUGAGCCGGUCAUCACGUGAAGAUGAUUUCGCAGUACCCAGGCUCGGCAUAGGACUACCAUUGGCGAAACUCCCUGUGCUGGAAGAUAUUGAUAUGGAGACCGAGUCUGCCGGGAAUGGGGUGCGCAUUGUCCAGAACUAA